Molecule: messenger RNA, 447 nt
Organism: Morus notabilis
Lineage: Eukaryota; Viridiplantae; Streptophyta; Magnoliopsida; Rosales; Moraceae
Product: thiosulfate/3-mercaptopyruvate sulfurtransferase 1, mitochondrial-like
Exons: 4
Biological process (GO): transsulfuration
Cellular component (GO): mitochondrion
Molecular function (GO): thiosulfate-cyanide sulfurtransferase activity
Source: RefSeq, a predicted model, not a curated record
GUUGCUCAUAUUCCUGGUGCUCUCUUCUUUGACAUUGACGGGAUUUCAGACCGAACGACAAAUUUACCACAUAUGUUGCCAUCAGAAGAAGCCUUUGCUGCUGCUGUUUCUGCUCUUGGCAUCGAGAACAAAGAUGAUGUGGUUGUGUAUGAUGGGAAGGGGGUUUUUAGUGCAGCUCGUGUUUGGUGGAUGUUUCGGGUAUUUGGCCAUAAUAGAGUGUGGGUUUUAGACGGAGGCCUGCCACAUUGGCGAGCAGCGGGAUAUGAUGUUGAAUCUAGUGCUUCUGGUGAUGCUAUUUUGAAAGCUAGUGCUGCCACUGAAGCGAUAGAGAAAGUGUAUCAGGGACAUGCGGUUGGGCCAGUUACAUUUGAGACAAAGUUUCAGCCACAUAUUGUCUGGACUCUUGAUCAGGUUGGCUCUCUUGUUUAUGAAAAUAUGCUGCUUUUG